AUGAGAAAGAGGGUACAAUGGUCCAUCGAAGAACACACUCUUCCACACACACACACGGAGCAAUUGACAAUUGGUUGCAGAGAGUGUGGGAGGAGAGUCACAACUACCAGUCCUUGCUCUGCGUCCUGUGAGUUUGGGAGAGUGAGGAAGCUACCUGGAAACUCUUUCCUUGCGCUGCAAAACACAUUUAUUUAUAACCGCAAACCACCUUCUAUUUUCGUCACCGUCGAUUCAUCACUCUCUUCACCCACCAUCACCACCUCCGGCGAAUAUUGGAAAAUAGAAAUGGGUAAAGGAAUCGUUUUUACUGUUGCAAUGGUGGUCAUUUGCCUGAGUGGAAAAGGGGUGGCAGGACAGGAGCAUCAUGUGGUCGGAGCAGACCGUGGUUGGGAUCCAACCUCGGACCUUGUUUCCUGGUCUUCUGGCAGGGUCUUCAGGGUUGGAGACCAAAUUUGGCUAGCAUACUCAGUGGCUGAGGGAUUGGUGGCUGAGCUGAAAAGCAAAGAGGAAUAUGAGGCGUGUGAUGUGAGAAAUCCCAUAAAAAUGUACACAGAGGGUCUGCAUGGUAUCCCACUUGAGAGUGAAGGAAUGAGGUACUUUGUGAGCACUCAACCUGAUAACUGCAAAAAGGGUCUGAAGCUACACAUUGAGGUUCUGCCACAGGGCCAAGGCAUCACAAACAAUAAGUAUCCCACCCUAUCUGAUUUUCAGGCUGCUGCACCCAUGACUCCUUCUGCUUCAACCCGUUAUGGUCAGAGCACUGUGUUAUUGCUCACUGUUUUGUUUUUCGUCAUCAUAUACCUUGCUUAUUGACUCACAUCUGUCACUACCAUUUAUGUAAGAACCACUGGUUUUAUGUAUUAUUUAGAUACUGUUUCGUGAUGUGGGUUUUGAGCACCCACUGGUUUUAUGUAUUAUUGACUGACAUCUGUCACUACCCUAUAUUUCUUUUAAUGCGAGUAUAUGUCUAGCACUCUAGUUUUAGAAAGAUAUUUGGUUUUUUCAA
This is a messenger RNA of Vigna unguiculata (cowpea), 1006 nucleotides long. Its product is annotated as umecyanin-like. Gene Ontology annotation, cellular component: plasma membrane. The record is from RefSeq and is a predicted model, not a curated record. Lineage: Eukaryota; Viridiplantae; Streptophyta; Magnoliopsida; Fabales; Fabaceae. Gene Ontology annotation, molecular function: electron transfer activity.